Thermochaetoides thermophila DSM 1495 is the source of this 1080-nucleotide messenger RNA. RefSeq lists its product as uncharacterized. The transcript has 2 exons. Bases 1 to 1080 code for a protein of 359 amino acids. Gene Ontology annotation, cellular component: Slx1-Slx4 complex. The record is from RefSeq and is a predicted model, not a curated record. NCBI's taxonomy places the organism in Eukaryota, Fungi, Ascomycota, Sordariomycetes, Sordariales, Chaetomiaceae. Gene Ontology annotation, biological process: double-strand break repair via homologous recombination. Gene Ontology annotation, molecular function: 5'-flap endonuclease activity; electron transfer activity; crossover junction DNA endonuclease activity.
AUGGUGAUUCAAUGCAAACCGAUUCCGGCACUCUACACUGUAUACAUCCUCCGAUCUACAGUUCGCCAUGCCUCAUUAUACAUCGGCUCAACGCCAAACCCGCCACGGCGAUUGAGCCAACACAAUGGGCUUGUGCGAGGCGGCGCGGCCAAGACAUCGCGAUACAAUCUGCGCCCAUGGGAAAUGAUUGGCCUGGUAUCUGGAUUUCCGAGCGCGAUAGCUGCGCUUAAGUUUGAGUGGGCUCUCACGAACCCUCAUGUCUCAGUACACAUCCCGUCAGAAUCCCGCAUUUCAAUUUCCACUCAACGUAAAUCCAAUGGCCAGCCACGCCGACCGCCGCGCAGCUUGGCCUCAGUGCUGGCAAAUCUUCAUCUAUUGCUACGAGUACCGAGCUUUGUUCGAUGGCCACUGCGCCUGCAUAUCUUCAAUCGCGAGGUGUAUCGUGCAUGGCUGAAAGCGUGCCAGAACGCAACCGGGCCGCUUCGUCCGGACUUCGAGGUGGCUACUAGCUUUAGGAAUCGGUCGCUUCUCGAAAAAGUUUCGAAAAUUGGGCAAGGCACAGAGGCUCGCGAGGAAGAUGAUGUUGAUGUCUUGAAGACGGUGACGGAGAUGCCCGGCAUCCAUACAUUACCUUUGGAUUACGAACCAAUUAGAGAUUACGUGGCAAAGGGUCAAGAAAUCUUUGAAUUUGAGCGUCAGGGCAAAUGUGUCGUCUGUCACGAGGACCUGGUCCCUUCGGAAGAAGGCAAGAAGGACAAGGGAAAAGGGGAGGGAGCGUCUGGAGCAAAGGGAGGAGCCCUGCAAGCUGUGUGCAGCAAUCCCGGAUGCGACGCGGUCGGGCACCUGACGUGUUGGAGCCGACAUCUCAUCGAAUCCUCGGGCGAGACUGGCAGCGGUUGCAUUAUUCCAAUCCGCGGGCGGUGUCCCAAGUGUAAUGGCAAGGUGCUGUGGGGUGACAUGAUGAAGGAACUGACUCUGAGGGUUAGGGGAAAGGAAGAGGUGGAGAAGCUGCUCAAGCGGAAGCAGAGAGGAGGUGGGAGAAAGAAAACAAAGCAAUCGUUUUCUGAAGAGGAUGAAUGA